GGGCCGGACGGCGAGGGCCGUGGCCGCUGCCGAAGAAAACACGAUCAGCUGCGCUCGCUCACGGAUGCAAUUUUACAAACUUAUUUUAUAUCUCGAAUUGAGCCAAUUAAUCGUCCGACUUUGGUGCGCCACCGAGUGCUGGAGAUGAGUUUCGCACGUCUGCUCGAAAAGACCGACUACCCCCGAGGCCGCCUGUAAUUUUCGCAGGUCAAAAAAGAAGGAGGGACUGCCGAGCUCGGCAACUACGAAAAGAUGAAAUUUCAUUGAUCUCAUUCUCUCGUCUAAUUCUCCCCUUGUAAAUUAACAUGAUCGAAUACGAGCAUCUCUCGUACAAACGAGAGCCAGAUCUGCACAACCGAUGCUGCAAUGGCAUGGUGUGGUGUAUCAAGGACAUUUGCGGCAUCAUUUGUGCUAUUAUGACUUGGAUGCUGAUUUUAUACGCCGAAUUCGUGGUGAUUUAUGUGAUGCUGCUGCCCAGCCCAUACCCCAUCUACUCAGCAAUCAACAUGAUUCUUUUUCAACUCUUUGCAUUCCUGGCCUUCGCCUCUCAUCUGCGCACCAUGUUCACUGAUCCGGGUGCCGUGCCAAAGGGAAAUGCCACAAAGGAAAUGAUUUCCAUGAUGGGCUUUCGAGAAGGUCAGGUCAUCUUCAAGUGCCCCAAGUGCUGCAGUAUUAAACCAGAGCGGGCGCAUCACUGCUCAGUCUGUCAGAGAUGCAUCAGAAAAAUGGACCAUCACUGCCCUUGGGUCAACAAUUGUGUGGGAGAAAAUAACCAAAAAUACUUUGUUUUGUUCACAUUCUAUAUAGCUUUAAUUUCGAUUCAUGCUCUCUUCCUAUCGGUGAACCACUUCAUAUUCUGCAUACGGCAUGAGUGGAAAGAGUGCUCAGUUUACUCGCCACCAGCAACGGUGGUUUUUCUUUUGUUCCUCGUCUUCGAAGCACUUCUUUUUGCCAUCUUUACGGCAGUGAUGCUAGGAACCCAAAUGCAGGCGAUUUGGCAUGAUGAAACUGGUAUUGAGCAACUGAAGAAGGAAGAGGCUCGCUGGGUGAAGAAGAGCAGGUGGAAGAGUAUUCAGUCCGUUUUUGGUCGUUUCUCGCUUGCGUGGUUUUCGCCGUUCUCCAGUCCUCAACUACGGAGUAAAGUGGAGUCAUAUUUGCACUCGGUUUGAUUAGUUUUCAAUUAAAAUCAAUUCCAUUGUGCCACACAUUUCGUGUGAUGCAAGUUCAAAAUUUGUAUUCCAGCAUCGAUGUUAAUCAUAUUAUCAGCCGCUGCAGUUUCAUUCAGCAAAAAACUAGAUGUGCAUCUAAAAUUCACUGAUUAAUCAGAACUACACAUAUUUAUAUCCCUGAGCUUUUGCAUAAAAACUGAUCAAUUUUUGAAGAUUUAGGUUCUCAGGAAAUUGUGAGUGUGGAUAUUUCAAAAAAUAAUUUUUGUGCAUUUCUGUAUAAAAAGUUCAAAUUCACCUCACAAUGACAAUAACUCAUCUAAUUUGGUAUCAACAAAAAUGAUGUGUCAUUAUUUUUGCAUAAAAGUAAAUUUGGCUUCAGAGAAAAUUGCGUGAAAUUGCUUCCUAAGUGGCGCAGUAAUCAUAAAUUGUAUAAUAUGACACGAGCAAGCUUUUCAUUAUCAAAUAGGUGUGAGCAAAUUAAUUAUAUUAUUUAUCUCCAGUGGCAGGAGAGAUGUUUUUGGUCAUAAUUCGCAUUAUAAACUUGUAAGCUGUAAUAAUAUUAUCAAAUUUGCACAUUAAAACUACACACUCUGUAGAACACUGGUUUUUUGAGGAAAGUGAUUUUAGGUUGCUGUAUUAUACUGAGACUUAACACUUUUAAUUUUUAUGUACAUAUGUUUUGUCUUUUUUUGUCUGUUAUUUCUUUUUUGUUUAUAACUGACCGAAUUUGUAUUACUAACGAGUAUGUACUAAUGAUUGUAUGUAUUACUUCAGUAUUUCAUAAUUAUGUAUAACUUAUUGGUGAUAUUUUUAUUUUUAUGAAGAAAUAAGUGAUUUCGGAUGCUUUUUUGUUGCUUUAGGAAAUAAAUGUGCU
This is a messenger RNA of Neocloeon triangulifer, 2043 nucleotides long. RefSeq names its product palmitoyltransferase ZDHHC3. The transcript is spliced from 6 exons. Gene Ontology annotation, biological process: peptidyl-L-cysteine S-palmitoylation; protein targeting to membrane. The coding region runs from base 306 to 1169 and encodes 287 amino acids. Gene Ontology annotation, molecular function: protein-cysteine S-palmitoyltransferase activity. NCBI's taxonomy places the organism in Eukaryota, Metazoa, Arthropoda, Insecta, Ephemeroptera, Baetidae. Gene Ontology annotation, cellular component: Golgi apparatus; endoplasmic reticulum. The record is from RefSeq and is a predicted model, not a curated record.